Molecule: messenger RNA, 785 nt
Organism: Leptopilina boulardi
Lineage: Eukaryota; Metazoa; Arthropoda; Insecta; Hymenoptera; Figitidae
Product: ribonuclease H1-like
Exons: 4
Coding region: 203-679 (158 amino acids)
Biological process (GO): DNA replication, removal of RNA primer
Molecular function (GO): RNA-DNA hybrid ribonuclease activity; nucleic acid binding
Source: RefSeq, a predicted model, not a curated record
UUCGCAGCUCAGCUCUUUACACAGUUCACACUUGACAGUGAUUCGCAGUGGUUUAUUUGCAUUAGUUUCAAGUAUUAUAGCUAUAUUCUUCUUGCCCAGUUCUUUUUUUUACCCUUUUUCUCAAUUAUCAACUUUGGUUAUUUUUCCAGCUGCUUCGCUAUAAUUCAGAAAUUUAAUUUAAAAAAAAAUAUAAAAAAACAAGAUGUCGCAUUACGGAUUACAAACAGACAAUGAAGGUUAUGUCAUUGUUUAUACGGAUGGUUGUUGCACCAAUAAUGGUUAUUCAGGCGCUCGAGCUGGUAUUGGCGUAUUUUUUUCUGACGGAAAUCAUCUUAAUGUAUCUGAACCAUUAAUUGGAAGGGCAACCAAUCAGCGGGCAGAAUUACACGCUGUUAUCGCGGCAUGUAAACAGGCACUGGGUGCUGGUAUCCGAAAAUUACAGAUAAACACUGAUUCUCAUUAUACCAUGAAUUGUGCAACAAAAUGGGUAAAUGAUUGGCUCAACAAUGGCUGGAUAAAUGCAAGGGGAAACCCUGUGUCUAAUAAAAGCGAUAUACAGGAGAUGCUGUCAUUGGUUGAUCAACUUCGGGUUAAAUGGAUUACAGUUCCAGCGCAUAGCGGUAUUUAUGGAAAUGUGCAAGCAGAUAGAUUGGCUAACCAAGGAGCAGCGAAAUAUUGAACAUUUUAUUUUUCCAAGAUAUAUUCUAAAUGUAUCUUUAAAAACUUAUCUUCUUUUUAUUAAUUUGUAAUCAUUUUCUAAAAUAUAUAAUGUAUUUUAUUAAGUA